Messenger RNA from Coffea eugenioides, 5214 nucleotides. RefSeq lists its product as uncharacterized. The transcript is spliced from 4 exons. Gene Ontology annotation, molecular function: RNA-DNA hybrid ribonuclease activity; nucleic acid binding. The record is from RefSeq and is a predicted model, not a curated record. Bases 1 to 5214 code for a protein of 1737 amino acids. Lineage: Eukaryota; Viridiplantae; Streptophyta; Magnoliopsida; Gentianales; Rubiaceae.
AUGCAAUUGCCGGUGGGUUUCAAAGCACCUAAAUUUACCAAGUAUGACGGAACUGGCAAUCCCAAGACCCACCUUCGGAUGUUUGCAAACACGUUGGGGAGACCAAUAGACGAUGAAAACCUGCCUGUGCGCUUAUUUCCCGAGAGUCUGGAAGGUGACGCCUUAGAUUGGUACGCCAAUUUGAAACCUGAGGAUAUGAGAUCUUGGAUGGAUUUAUCGACUGUUUUUGUGAGGCAGUAUGAAUAUAAUUGUGAGCUCGCUCCGAUGAGGACCACGUUGGAGGGAACCAAGAGGAAACCAUCGGAGGACCAUAAGACGUAUGCGAAAAGAUGGAGGAAGCUGGCUGCCAGGGUGGAGCCUCCCAUGACCGAAAAUGAAAUUGUUCGCACGUUCAUUAAAGCUCAUGACCCGCCCUACUUUGAAGAGAUUUUUCGUAUGACUGGGUUUUCCUUUGCUGAGAUUGUCAACAAAUUGGAAGAGUAUGACGAGUUUAUGAAGGCAGGCAACAUUGUUAAUGUUUCAGCUUUAAAGUCGCAAUUGGAAGCUAUGCAAAGCCAAAACAGCAGCAGUAAAAAGUCUCAGUUUAAGAAGAAAGACGAGGAAGCUUCAUUUGUUUGGAACCAAGGUUCUUCUUCCCGGCCUACAUACCAACGAAAUCCCGCCUACUCACCUCAUUACCUAUACCAACCAUGCCCUCGACCUGUCUACAAUACCACAAUCAACCACCCCCGUCCUCGACCAAAUUACCCAAACACACCGUCAACGCCAUUUCACAUUUCCCCACCAAACUUCCAAAUUAGACCGCGUCCUCCUUUCAAUCCAAGACCCAUGCCACCCCCUAACCCAAAUUAUCAAUACCAACAAGCCAGUGACACCCAAAAUCCAACCCCAUACCGAACCUUUACCAAUCUAGGUCGGCCUGUUGACCAGUUACAUGAGCAAUUGAAAGCUGCUGGGAAGAUUGGUACGGUACCCCCUAAGACCUAUUCCAAAGGAUUCCCUAUUGGUUAUGAUCCUCAGUCAUUUUGUGCUUAUCAUUCGGGAGCCCCUGGACAUUCAACUGCCAAUUGCUGGGCGCUUAAGUAUAAAAUUCAAGACAUGAUUGAGUCCGGAGACAUAGUCUUGAGGAGGAGGGAGGAACAAGGUCCAAAUGUUAGCACAAAUCCUCUUCCUACACACAAGGACACCGUGGGAGUUAUUACUAUUAAUGAAGAGAUUGAGGAACCUGCACAAUUCAUUGUAGACGAAGCCGAGAUAAUGGGAGUUAUCGGAGAACCAUUCAUACUGGAGGGGGAAGCCUAUGAAGUCAAGGAAAAUACCGAUCCGUUUAUUCUGAAAAUGGUGCCUUUCGAAUGUGAGCCUUCGGAGCUUGUGGUACUUGAAUUGCCUGAGCAACCUCCUAUUCUUAAUCUACAAGAGGUCCCGUGGAAUUAUAGCGAGUCCACGCUAUUAAUUAGAGGAGAAAAGGUGCCCAGAAGGGAAGUGGACGCCAUUACUAGAUCUGGAAGAAUCAUAGGGGAACCCGCAGUUGAUGAGCCCUCAAAAGCGAAAGAAAAUGCUGUUCCGACAAGACCAAUUGUGACUGAUGAAGAGGCCUUCAAUUUCCUUAAGAUGCUGAAGAAAAGUGAGUAUAAGGUGGUCGAGCAAUUGGACAAGUUGCCCGCUCAAAUUUCUAUAUUGAAUUUGCUUCUGACCUCGGAACUUCAUCGAGAAGCUUUACUCAAGGUCCUAACUGAGGCUCAAGUGCCUAAGAAUAUUCCUGUGGAUAAAUUCACUCAUGUAGUUGAACAUGUUUUGGCUUCAAAUCAAAUUUCUUUUUCUGAUGAAGAUUUGACAUCGGAUGGGAUUGGGCAUAAUAAAGCAUUAUAUAUCUCAGUCCGUUGUAGCGGGAAGUUAUUGCCAAGGGUCUUGAUAGACAAUGGCUCUGCUCUUAAUAUUUGUCCUUGGAACACUUUGGUUAAGUUGAGAUUUCAGGAAGCUAAACUUCGGCCAUCUGCCAUUGUGGUGAGAGGAUUUGAUGGCGCGAAAAGGGAAUCAAUGGGGGAAGUGGAUUUGGUGCUGGAAAUCGGACCUGCCCAGUUUCAAGUUACGUGCCAAGUCAUGGACUUCUCGAGUGUUUAUAAUAUUCUUCUCGGGCGACCUUGGAUUCAUACUUCAGGCGCUAUACCUUCUUCACUCCAUCAAAUGCUGAGAUUUGUGGUGAAUGGCCAGUUGAUUACGAUAUUUGCUGAGGAAGAUUGCACUAUGAUCAUCAAUCCUGCAUCGGAAGAUGAUGGCGAUAGAAAGGCUCUGGUUUCCCCUCACCAUGUAGCUGACAUUGUUUCAGUGGGUAGGGCAUCCAAGGACAAGGCGGUAGUAGAAAUGAAUUUACCUGAAGCCAGCGUUAUGAUGGCCAAAGAGCUGAUUCGAGGAGAGGUGAUUAGAUAUGAAGUAGACCCGAUCGAGGAAGUGGAGGUUGGAUUAUCUGAGCUAUUUGUGGGGGUUAUUUCUGAAGGGGAGCCGUUGGAGGAUCCAGGAUUUCCAGAGGUGCCUAUUGAAGCAAUGAAGAACUGGACCAACGAGAGCGAUAACGGGGAAGAAUCUGAGUCUUUAUUAAAGGAUUUUGAACAGUAUGAGGAGAAAUCCAAACCGAACUUAGAAGAAACAGAAGUUGUUAAUAUUGACACUGAGACUGAGGUUAAGGAGAUAAAAAUUAGCAUUCACUUGAAUAAGAAACAGAGAAAAGAAAUGAUUGAGUUUUUGACCAUGUUUCAAGAUGUGUUUGCUUGGUCCUAUAAUGAUAUGCCUGGAAUUUCAACAGAUAUAGUGGUCCAUCGAUUGCCAACCGAUCCGAAUUUUUCACCAGUGAAACAAAAACCUGGCAAGUUUAAGCCAGACAUGAGCCUCAAAAUUAAGGAGCAAAUCGAGAAGCAGCUCAAUGCUAGAAUCAUUAUGGUGUCUCAUUAUCCCAUUUGGCUUUCAAACCCUGUACCUGUUCCAAAGAAAAGUGGAGAAGUGCGAGUCUGUGUCGAUUACAGGGAUCUUAAUAAAGCCAGCCCGAAAGAUGAUUUUCCGUUGCCGAACAUUCGUAUUCUUUUGGACAAUACCGCAGGGCAUGAGAUUGAAUCAUUUGCUGACUGUUUCGCUGGGUAUCACCAGAUCUUAAUGGCAGAGGAAGAUAGGGAGAAAACUGCUUUUAUCACGCCAUGGGGGACAUUUUGCUACCGGGUAAUGCCAUUUGGAUUGAAAAAUGCCGGAGCCACUAACCAAAGGACCAUGACCACCCUGUUCCAUGAUAUGAUUCAUAAGGAGAUGGAGGUUUACGUGGACGACAUCAUCAUCAAAUCCAUGAGAGCGGAGGAUCAUCUGAUUGAUUUGGAAAAGUUAUUCGGAAGAUUGAGAAGAUAUGAUUUGAAGCUAAACCCUGCAAAAUGUGCAUUUGGGGCCCCUGCCGGAAAGUUAUUGGGAUUCAUUGUCAGUAAGAAGGGUAUUGAGAUAGAUCCGACAAAGAUUAAAGCCAUUCGUGAAAUGCCAGUACCAAGAACGCAAAAGGACGUAAAGAGUUUUUUAGGGAAGAUUAAUUUUAUCGGGAGGUUCAUCGCUCAGUUGACCCAUACGUGUGAGUCUUUGUUCAAAUUAUUGAAGAAAAAUGUGCCAUUGCGUUGGAGUGGAGAAUGCCAGCAGGCGUUUGAUAAGAUCAAGGACUAUUUAUUGCACCCUCCAGUUUUAGUACCACCUAAACCUGGACGACCUUUGAUCAUGUAUCUAUCGGUGUUGGACGAAGCUAUGGGGUGUGUAUUGGGACAACACGACGAAUCGGGGAAGAGGGAGCAAGCCAUCUAUUACCUCAGUAAGAAGUUCACUGCGUAUGAAGCCAACUAUUCUUUUCUGGAAAGGAGUUGCUGCGCUUUAGCUUGGGCCGCACAAAAGUUGAGGCAUUACUUGCUCAGUCAUACUACUUACCUCAUUUCCCGCUUCGACCCUUUGAAAUAUCUGUUGGGAAAGCCUAUGCCGACAGGACGUAUGGCAAAAUGGCAGAUGAUUCUUUCGGAGUUUGAUAUUAUUUUUACCACGCAGAAGGCUAUCAAGGGCCUGGCUGUGGCCGAUCAUUUGGUUGAAAAUCCGUUGAAAGAUGAUUAUCAACCGCUUCACACUUAUUUUCCGGAUGAGGAGGCCCUGUUCGUGGGUAUAGCAGAAGAUAUGAAUGAUCAAUGCCCGGAGUGGAGGUUGUUCUUUGACGGUGCAUCAAAUUCCUUCGGGGCUGGUAUUGGAGCUGUUCUAGUAUCGCCUGAAGGAAAGCAUUACCCUGGUUCGGCCAAGCUCCGAUUUUUCUGUACCAACAAUAUGGCUGAAUAUGAAGCUUGCAUUUUUGGGUUAAAAAUGGCGUUAGAAAUGGAGAUUAAGGAUUUACUAGUGUUCAGCGAUUCAGAUUUGCUUGUACAUCAGACUCUCAAGGAGUGGAUCACUCGGGAUUCAAAGAUCUUGCCCUAUCAUUGCAGCUUACUGGAGUUAGCAAAUAAAUUUAGGAGUUUGGAGUUUCGGCAUAUUCCCCGUGUCAGAAAUGUCUUUGCCGAUGCAUUGGCCACUUUAUCUUCAAUGAUUCAACAUCCGGAUGAGUUGGUAAUUGACCCUAUCCAGAUUCAUCUACAAGAAAAGCCUGCUCACUGCCUAGUUGUGGAAAGGUCUUCCGAUGGCCGCCCCUGGUACAACGAUAUCAAGGAAUUUCUCAAAACAGGAUCCUAUCCCCCUGGGACCGAUACAACUGCUAAGGGCUUCUUGCGCAGAUUGUCUUCCAGAUUUUUCCUAAACGGAGAGGUUGUAUACAAGAGGACGUCAGAUUUGGGCCUUCUAAGGUGUGUUGAUGAAGAUGAAGCAGAAUACCUAAUGAAAGAAGUACAUAGUGGAGUGUGCGGAUCACAUAUGAAUGGCCAUUUAUUAGCAAAGAAGAUCAUGAGGACCGGAUAUUUUUGGUUUACUAUGGAGCAUGAUUGUGUAGUUUUUGUCAGGAAAUGCGUAAAGUGUCAAUUGCAUGGAGAUGUUAUGCGCACUCCCCCCACAGAAUUGCAUAGUAUGACUGCUCCCUGGCCAUGUUCGAUGUGGGGUAUGGAUGUAAUCGGAGCAAUUGACCCUCCCGCUUCAAAUGGGCAUCGGUUCAUUCUGGUGGCAAUUGAAUACUUCACCAAGUGGGUCGAAGCUGAAUCUUAUAAGCAUGUGACUAAGAAGCCAACUGCAUGA